AUGGGAAGAAAUUGUGGAGAAGAAAGAGCUCCUCCCAUAGAACCCCAUGAGCAUCAACAAUCGCUAGUGAAGAUAAAGGCCAUCCCUGUAGGGCCAUCAUCUAGAGAAGAAAAUAACUUUACCAUAAGGGCUUAUGCCAAAAGAGUUCGAUCAGAUGCUGAUGAAAUCAGCCUUGUACAUCCAAGAAAG
This is a messenger RNA of Ilex paraguariensis (yerba mate), 189 nucleotides long. NCBI's taxonomy places the organism in Eukaryota, Viridiplantae, Streptophyta, Magnoliopsida, Aquifoliales, Aquifoliaceae. The record is from the annotation of a GenBank genome assembly.